AGACGCAUUUUGAAAAACCAGAAUAUGAGGGAAAUAAAAGAAUGUGGAGCUUGAAAAUAGCUCAUCUUGUUUAGAACUAUUUUGUGUUGAACACGGCGCCAAAAUACUCAGCCAGCUCUAACCGCAUAACAGGAUGCCGCUUCGUUUUUGCGUUAAACCGAAAGGGUGACCUAGAUAGCCCUUGUCGUUACGACGGAUGAACAACAAACAUAAAUACGCGGAAUGAACUUUGCCGGAAAAGACCUAAUGCCUAUGAUGUAAUAAGCAAUUGCAUAACAACUGUAUUUUUAGUUUCGUAUCGUUGGAUAAAGCUUAUGGUGCUAUAAAAACAGAUUCCACAGUUUUAUGACACGGCCGUCCGGCUUUAUAUAAGUAAAAGAGAUGAAAGCAAAGCAGUCUUGUCCGAAUUUUCCUGAGGUUGAUUUGACUUGGCAGCGUGCUAUUUUGAGGAAACUAGGAGAAAGAAAUUAAUUCGACAACCAGCAUGAAGUCAUCAGAUCAGACAGAUUGCUGAGUUAUUGUUCGUGUUUCAAGCAGGAGAAAAAACGGCCUUGCAAUGAAAAAAAAAAAAAAUUAAAAACACGAAAACUGGCGAUCCUUUUAUAAGCGUCAUUAUGGCGAGGCCAGACGUCGCUCGAACAUAUGAAGCUCUUGUAAAAAAUCUUUAGAAUCCAUCUUUCCACCUCGAAGAUAUAUUGAAUAAUCAUUGGACAUUAAUCAAAGCAAUGUUAGUAAACAUUUCUAUGCGGUUUUACGUUUGUUACCGCAUGUGGAAGUAAACUGAUACAAAGUAUUUUCCCUGAGGCAAAAUGCAGCAGUUGGUGAAAUUAUUUCGUAAAGGCCAUGUAUAGGUCCCAGGAGAGAUUGUGCCAUGCCAUCCAUGGAGACGCGAAUUUUUUGGCCACAUUGUUGCGUCCAAAAUCUGCUCGUUUUGAUGUUGAUUGAGUGCCUUUCGAGUCACGCGAGACUGUCAGCAGGUCCCGGUUUUCGCGCAUUUUUUGUUCGAACGCAGGCGACACUCUCAUGUGAUCAAAAACCAACCAAUUACAGACAUCUGGCCGUCUUCAAACAAACAACUCCGUACAAACAGCAUGGUGGUGAAUGGAGCGUAGUUUGAGUGGAAGUUCCUUGUCUUUCAGACCUUUCUAAAAGUUGUUUUGUUUUUCAGAAUGCUAAGACAUGUGUCAAGCAUGUGAGGGUGCUGUGUAUUUAACUUCCUCCAUCUGUCCAAAGAUGUAAUUUACAUGUACAGCGCAACUGGUUUUUGACACCGAGAGGUUGGUUGGUAAAUGUUGCGUGGAAAGGUUGUUGUUUAUUUCGACAGUUUGGCUAAAGAUGACGGGACGGUACUUUUUUAACGUCGGCUCCCAGUAUGGAGUACACUGUGGUCAAACACUAAAUAGACAAUGCAUUCUCUAAGGCGACGUUUGAGCCAGAGACGGCAAAAGACGGAUGCUGAAGUUCCUGUCAACGAGUCAUGUCCGAGUGAAAGUGUCGAAGAAGCUUCGCUGUCGCAAGCAACUGCGCUUUUACCGCAGACAGAAAGUCGAACGGUGGAAGAUUACAGCUCGGGUGAACUUCAUUUCAUCGUAGACUAUGUGGGGUCGGCACAGAUUUCCGAAGCGAAGUCCACAACGCGAAUGAUGGAGACACUGAAAAGGAUAAAAAAGCAGCAGAUACGAAGUAUACGAGUCAACUUCACAAUACGCGACGGGAUUCUUCUUGUGUCCAGCGUGGACUCUAACUCGUUAAUCCUCACAGCACCACUUUAUGCUAUUGCUUUGUGUGCCCAAGAACAGCUUCGGGGAUUUGAUAGUACGUUUGGGUUGAAUAUCACUCGGAAGAAAACCCACAUGUGUCACGUAUUUCAAGCUGGUUCGCAACUCGAGGCCUCUAGUAUUGUGAGGACUGUGGCACUGGCCUUUAAAGCUAUUGGUAAAUUAACCAGGGAGAGAGUUGAAAGGGAAACUCGGCGGGCAAGAAGAACCCAUUCAAUUAGCAGUUCUGAGCGAACCCGUACAAACUCUGAAGUUUCAACAACUUCGACAAUUGGUAGUUCAUCUGUGGAGAGAAGGCAUCCUCAUGUGCAGUGGAAACAUGGCAUAGAAGGUUCUUCUGGUCGCAGAUCUCCUCAUGGGAAGAAAUUUACCAAAAGUACGACCAGUCCAUCUAUUCUUCGUCAUCCAACCAGCUCACACACCUCUGGACGGCAUGUUGAGUUCUCCGCUCUUUCACCGGUUCCUUCAGAUGGGAGUGACAGUGAUGGAAAAGAAGCUGGAAAAAGCCAGGUGAAUCCUGUUUUAGAUGGUCCGAUUUCUGUCCAAGCUGAGGUGCAUGUUUUUCCUUCUUCGCAACAAGAACCCCCAGUUUGGGUUAAAAGAGAUGAGGCAAUUAGAAGGUCCAGUUUACCUACGGUACACAAUGAAGAAACAAUAAAUCCUGACAUGUUGGCAACUGGGCAAGUGAAGAGAUGCCACUCUGUAGAAGAGUUACAGUCUCAAACUCAUUCAGUACCAGUAGUGGCUGACGCUUCUUCCCCUGUGAUUUCACCUCCAAGAGAUCAGAAAGAAAAUGUCUUGAACAAUUUUCCAUCAGAAGGAAAGGAAAGAAAAAACAUAAUAAAAGAGCUAAGAGAAAUCAUGCCAAAGGAGAAAAUUCCAAAAGAACUUGAUCUUGGAAGGAUGGAGAAGGAAAUUGUUACACAGAACUUUCUGACGACAACUCCUCUUCUUCCCAUUGAGCGGUUUCAGAAAGAAGCUCUUAACUCUGUUGAUCGUCUUUCGCCAAAUUUUGCAAAAUAUAAAGGGCACCAGCCUCAAGACACGUCGUUACCCCUGUCUGAUGGUGAAGUUCCAGAGGAUGCUGAAACAGUGCAUAAUGUCAUAUCAGCUGUCGAAAGGGGAGAAACAGCACUCGUUGAAAAGUAUCUGGAUGAUGGAGUAUCGGUGGAUUCGCAUGACACUGCGAGGAGAAGCUUGCUGUAUUAUGCUGUUUCACUGGGCGAUGUAGAAAUGUCACAACUACUUUUGAAGAGGGAAGCAGAUAUAAACUGGGAGGGACCUGAUGACAAGUCUCCUCUACAUGUUGCGGCAACUGCAGGGAACCGAGCUGUUACUCAGUUACUUCUUGGUUAUGGAGCAAAUGUCAGAGCUAAAGAUAACAAUUUUUGUACACCACUUCACAUGUCUGCUGGACAUAGGAGCAAGCUGGAAGUGUCAUUCCUUUUAGUGGAACAUGGAGCAAGAAUCUAUGAGAACAACAUUCAUGGGGUGCGACCAGUCGACUUAGAACCGGAGCUAAAAGAAAUGCAGAGACUUCUAGUUCAGUCAGCCUGUGAGGCUUUUGCAGCUGCAGAUAUCUCCAAGUCCCGGUCAAAUUCUGGAGCAUCCUCUAUCAACCAAAGUUCAACUAACACUUGCAUUAGAUCCAAGUCUACUGUCCAUUCUCCGAAGACAGAGAGAGUAACUGCUCUGCGAAGAGGAUUGUUCCAACACAGACGCUCCUCAAGUCUGUGUUCGAUAUCAGGAGGGCGUGGUAGUCCAGAGGCAUUGAGAGGGAGGUAUUCUAUUAAAAGAUCAGAGAGUAUUCAUCUCUCAAGAACUUUGAGUCCUCUGCUUGCCAAUUCUAAAAGAGGAGGCCUCACACGCUUACAUAGUUUUCAUAAAACCACCCAGGAUCAAGCACAGAGUGUUGAUGUAGGUACAAAUGAGCAAAGGACUUCAGAUGAACAACAGCAAUUAGCUGCUAAACAAACAGACUCAGAAGUAGCAAAUGUCGCAAACUCUGCAGAUAGCACAGGAGCUAAGGAUCUGCCUGUGUUGCCCUGUUCAGAAACUUCAUUGGACCAAAAGGAUGGUCAUGUUCCAUGUGCUAUCAAGGCUGAAACACAGCUAACAAACACAGAGGAGGAAAGAGGAGAAAGUGCUACUGAUUCACAAAUGCCAGUGCAGAGACCGGCAGUGAUUGCGUCUGGCCAAUUUCCAACAGAUGUUGUUAGUCCUGAUUCUCCAGUAAAUCCCUUUGUGUCAUUGCCUGUUGUUGAUGCAUCCUCUGAAUCCAAUGUAUUGUCUCCGAUUAUUCCUAAGAAAAAAUCCAUAGAAGAAAAAAGACAAAUUUCAGACCUCAUCCAGUUUGGUGAAAAUGUAGAACCUGUCGUUAAUAAAUUAGAUAUGGCAGCAGAACCUAAAGAAUCUGUUAGCAAUGUCACACCUUUCAAAGACGUCGAGCUCACUGAAGAAGCCAACCAAACAAAAGGAAUAGAAAGGAGUCUUUCAAAUGUACGUCAACCUAGCAUGGAGUCAGAUCAUUCUGUGAGUUGUCAAAGAAGCACAUCAGAAUGCGAGGAAAGUUCAUUAAUUAGCACAGGCUCCAACUACAUGAGAGAUGAAGACUCAGUCAUUGACGCCCUUGAACCAGUAGUCCUCCUGUCUGGCAAUCCUGAGUGUCACUCUAGUUUACUGGCAUAUCUUUGUCUUCCUAAAGCAUCUGGACAGCUCAUCAGCUUAGCUCACAUGGACUCUGGUUCAACUGUGAUAAACAAUCACAUCGCAGUACUGAUUGGCAAUCUGUUUAAUCUUGAGGGAGCAGAUAGUCGCAAAAGAUCAGUAGAAGCUGGACUCAUUGAGACAGUUUUAAAACUGGUCGACAGUCCAGAACCUGUUCAGAGCACAUGCUUGUCGAUACUUCAGAGUAUCUUGGAUUUCAACAAUGAUCAAGAAUUCUCCACAGCUCUGAAGACUAUUCCCCUGGAACCUCUGCUUAACUUGCUACAGAUCAGUGAUGUGGACAGUGGUGCUUUUGACCUGCGACAGACUGACUCACCACCACCUUAUCCUCUAAGCAACCCAGACAGACCACGACAUCGCAAGAGAAGCACAUGCAGUCAGAGUUCAUAUGAUGAACGUCCCAGAGAGAUGUCUCCCAUUGUAGGUACCAAGGGUUCCAUACAGAGGAACAACUCUGGUGCAUCUGAUGCACGGUCAGAUGUAUGGCAGCCAUAUGGUGGGUAUAUGAUGCAGAAAAAGAACAGCAUCUGCAGCAUGGGAAGCUCAGCAGAUGGCGAUCAUUCAUUUCCACUUUAUAGCCCUGGAUUUGGCCAUAACCAUCUGCCAUUGAUGGACCUGCAUUCCAAAACAAUGCCCAGAGUAGUUGCCACUAAAAUGCUGUCUGCAAGCAGUAUACAUCCAAAGAUGCAAGUGGAACUUGGCAAGACAAGGCCACUUUCUUUACUGCUGGAGACCCUGACUGAUGGUAACCCUGAAAUUGUGAUUUAUUGUGUUGCUACUCUAGCAAACAUUGCCAUGACUGUGGACAAUCACUUGCAGAUUGAAUUGGUUGGGGGUGUAGACGGUCUUAAACAGAUGUUAAGCUAUGGAGAUGCAAGAGUGCGGUAUCAUGCUGCUCGUGGCCUGAUUUAUUUGGGUUGUUUGGAUGUUGGAGGAGUUUAUCUCUUUAAACGUGUACCAGGUGAUGAAAAGCUGGACGUGCUAUUCUCAGAGUCUAGUGGAGAGGAACAUCUAUACGUCAAGGGGGCCAGAAUAGAGAAAAUCGUUGAAAUCAUCACCCACAACCCGUCGCUGCUGUGGGGUGGUUUAACUCUCCCACCGUGGUCUGGACGCACCAAGAAACAUUCCUGGUACAAAGCCAGUAGUCCCGGUCACAAACAGAUGGCCAGUGACGAUCAGAUUGUAGACUUUUUGCUCACAACAUACAAGAGUUAUGUCCAUCCAUCCAUUUUGAUGAGAUUGCUGCUCCACAGAUUUCAUGACCCCUGGUUUGGGAAGUAUUUUGACGGUGAUCCUUCCACUGGUCAAAUGCAAGACUAUAGUCCUUUGCCUGUGUUACACAUCCAUCUGAUGAGACUGUGGACAGCCUGGCUUGAAAAAUACCCUGAGGAGUUUGUAAAUAACCCUGUCAUUGCAUCUGAGCUUAGCGAUGUGAUACUUCCUUUGAGACAAGCUGGUGGCCCUUACCUCCCUUGUGCAGAGAUUUUGGAAGAUCUUAUUCAGAAUCUUGUGGAAAGGGCUUCAAAGAGGCACCAUUUGGAUAGAUUUCAGGCAAAUCAUUGUCACCAUGCAAUUCUUUACGAACAGUGUCAAAAAGCAGUUGUGAGUGGAAGCCUGCCUUGUUCUGUUGAGGAUUCUAUUUACCUGAGCGCACUACAACUAUAUGUUGAGGAUCUGCUGUCAGCGGAAGUGCGAGGGAAGCAACGUUUCUUUCCAUCAUCCAGUAGAGAGAAGUUGUCUGUUUCUCGUAUCAAGUUAAGUUUACAUCCAUCCAUGUACAAGGUGAAGAAUAUGGCAAAGAGAAUCAAAGCCCAGUAUGAACAGUUUGUGAGCAGUGAAAUGUCGGAGAGAAAUGCCAAACACAACUUUAUUGACUACUGUCAGGCAAUGCCAGGUUAUGGAUGCCGCUUCUACAAACUGAAGGAGUGUAUGGGUACAAUUAAUCCCAAGGGGGGUGCGGUCAGGUGCUAUUUUGGUGUCAGUCCCAGGAAGAUCACCAUUAUGGAUGAGAAAACAAAGGCUGUUAUUGGUAGUUGGCCGUCAAAGGAAUUAAAGAGAUGGAGGUCUUUAGCUGACGACACCAAACUGCGUUUGGAAUUCAUUAACAAGACGUUUGAAUUUAUGCUGGAAAACAAAGGUGUUUUCAAGGAGAUCAACGAUGCUCUUCUGCUGUGUACCAAAGUUGAGCUGCAGAUUUUAGCAAGGCAAGAUUUCUCUCCAUGGAGCAAAUACGCUGAGGACAACGAAGUUUGGGGCGCACAGGCCCUGGCCGCUAUGGCAAACAAACCUGCUUUGUACUCUGACAAGUAUGACAGCGACCCAGGAGUAGUGUCCAGACUAAGAGCCAUUUCCUUAGCUUCCUCUGUCCCAGAUCAGUAUGCAGCCAGAGUCAGACGACAGCUGUCCAUUUCAGCUAAGCUUUCAUCCUCGGCGCCUUAUCAGCAGGGUGCGCUUCAACAGAAGGAUGACCGAGGCAAUGCCAUGGCUCUGCAGACUGGUGUCGAGGCUGCCUCGUCCGCUACAGGAGCAGUAUCAUCAGCAAUAUCUUCCGGAAGUCCAGUUCACUUGUCGGUAGAGUCCCACACUUCAGAGGACCUACUUUUGGGCUCCUUACAGAGCACUUUAGACCCUUCAAAGUCCUCCUGGGAACCGAGCUCUCUUUCAACAACCCAGCAAGGAAGAACAUCGAGGGGCAGUGAAACAAGUGUUGACGAAUCUAGUUCGCCUACCGAGCGCCACCUUCUCGACCCAUCUGGCUCCUUCACUGUUGGGCAGGAGCUGAAGCUUUCUGCAUCUUCCGGUCGCAGUCGCAAGUACACACCUGAGAGUAACACCUCCUCUCUGGGGAGUGAUUCCGCCAGUUCAGGACGGACCACACCCACCCACAAAGGACCGUUUAACUCAAUACUUCGCGAUGAUGACGAUUUUGAGAGUGUGAAUCGCUCGUUUGGUCAGAGCACCAAUGGACAGUUGCUAAUUUGUCAAUGCCCUCCGGAUGCCGAGCUGCCUGGGUUUAAUCGUCGAGAUUUCUCGCCAUUUGAUUUGUUGCAACAUCCCAAAGAACUGGCUCGGCAGAUAACACUGAUUGACCAUGAGUGUUUCUGUGCAGUGACUUCAGCUGAUAUCCAGAAGAAGAUUGCUAUGGGAACAGGAAAGAAACGAAAAGUGCCCCCUGAAGAAAGACUCUCUGUAGAGAAAGUAGCCGACAGAUUUAAUCAGCUGAGCACGUGGGUUGCGGCCACUAUUGUCACGGAAAAAUCAGUGGAGAAACGUGCCAAUAUGUUCAUCAACUUCAUCGAAACUGCCAAGUUAUGUCUUGAACUGAGGAACUUUAAUGCGGUAAUGGCCAUUGUGGUGGCGGCUCUGGGCAGUGCACCAGUCAGGAGACUGCAUAAAACAAAAGAGCUUGUUCCUAAGGACUUCCUUGAACAGUAUGCUAAGAUGGAAAUCCUCAUGGAUACAAAGGAUAAUUACAAGAGAUAUCGUCAAGCUCUUGCUUCCUCACCCACUCCGUCAGUUCCUUACUUUGGUAUUUACAUGAAGGAUCUCACUUUCAUCGCUGAAGGAAAUCCUGACUUUUUUAAAGGUGGCCUCAUCAACUUGACCAAACGGAGACAGAUCUACCUCGUUAUUGACGAGAUAAGACGUUUUCAAAAGGACGUUUAUAAUUUCCAGGAGGUCUCCGAGAUUCGUGACUACCUCGCAAACGAGAAGAUUCACACUGAAAAAGAGCUGUACGAUAUCUCGUGCCAGUUCGAACCAGGCCUCCCUCGGCGACACUCUGAAGCCGACAAGUCCUUCUCGUCGCGCCCAGUCCCCCAAUUUAAGUCGAACACCGUCGGUCGCAUGGCAGGGAAAAGGUGCAUGAGCCUGUCCAGGAGUACGACUACCUUGGAAGGCGCUGUCCCGGAUUCGACGUGUUGACGUCAUCGUGACGUCAGUGCAUGACGUCGGAAAAAACAUAAUUUGACGUAAAUAUUUUACGAUAAUAAUAGUGUUGUUUUUGAAAUUGAACGUGAACUUUUGUAUCAAGAAACAGUAAGGAAAACGUCAACCUAACAUUUCAGCGGUUUGUCGUCAUAUUUUGGUACUGUUUCUAUUCAGUGGGAAUUCCCGUAUCACGUUCUCUCCUAGGAAUGUAUCAAUCAAGUUUAUGAAACUUGACUUGUUGUAAAUAUUUUUACCGAGUUGUAACUGUUGUUUAUAAUAGUGUUUUUAUGAACACAAUUUAGCACUGAUUUUUAAUGGUGAAUUCUCAGUUCCGCUAAGACAACAGCACAUGGUUUAUUCUAGUGCGUUCUUUUUCAAUUCUGUUUGAUUUCCUCUCUUGUCUUCGCCCCUUAAUCGGUCUGGUGGAAUAGGUAGUGUAAUAAUGUUAUGUUAGUUGGUUUUUGCCGAGUGCCGUUAAAGUAAAGCCUCGAUCGAUAGAAACAAGGCUGUAAAGGAACUAGAACUCGAAGCCCAAAAUCUGUAAUCAGCACAGUCCAAGUCAAGUAGCUGCAGUGAGGCAUAAUGCGCCAUUUUAAUUCAAUUCCUGUUUAUAAAUUGUGGGAAGGGGGUGGGGG
Orbicella faveolata is the source of this 9070-nucleotide messenger RNA. RefSeq lists its product as uncharacterized. Gene Ontology annotation, biological process: Ras protein signal transduction. Lineage: Eukaryota; Metazoa; Cnidaria; Anthozoa; Scleractinia; Merulinidae. The record is from RefSeq and is a predicted model, not a curated record. Gene Ontology annotation, molecular function: protein binding; guanyl-nucleotide exchange factor activity. Gene Ontology annotation, cellular component: plasma membrane.